AGCCCUGCCCUCCAGCACUAUCAGCAGCAGGAGCAGCAGCAACCCCUCAACAUCAGAGAGUUGUUGAUGUACAUGGGGGGCGAAGAUCACACGUGGAUGAAAUUAACGGAAACUGGAUCCCAGGAGAGAGGACAAGCAAAUGCUUCUGAUCAACAACACAACUGUGUUACUGAUGUCAAUUCUGUGCUGAGAGAGAUGAGUGCCUUGUUGGGUGAACUGAAGGUUGAAGUCAGAUACUUGCGAGAAGACAAUGAAGCACAAGCAGCUAAGGUGAGAGAACUGGAGUUGCAAAAGACUGAGCUGGACAAGCUGAAGGAACAAUAUCAAGCACAGUCACAAGAACUGAUCUCCAUUAAAGCUAAGACAAAUACCACAGAAAACCAGGUGGAGACUCUAAAGAGAGAGAGAGAAGUGAAACAAGUGGCUUUCUCAGCCUCUCUGCUAGCUGCGGGGUCAGGAACUGUUGGACCGUUUAACACACACACACCUCUGGUCUUCAGACGUGUCGUCUCAAAUAUUGGAAAUGCAUAUAAUCCACAUACAGGAUUUUUCAUUGCACCAGUGAGAGGAGCUUACCACUUUGAGUUCUACAUUGGUGCAAGUGGUCAUGCAGCUCAUCCUACUGGAGCAGUGUUGAUCAAGAAUGGCGAGCAUAUUUUUAUUGCCUAUGAACACCAGAAUUCCCAUUUUGGAAGUUCUGCUAAUGGUGCCACAUUGUUAUUAGAGGUUGGAGAUGUUGUGUUUUUGCGUCAGUGGGUUAACUCAAGGAUUUUUGACAAUGAAAAUCACCAUAGCACCUUUAGUGGCCAUCUGCUUUUUACCAUGUGAGCAGAAAACAGUUGUUAGUUUGCUCGUGCAGACUCUACAGCAGUAUGAAGGUGUUCUCUGUACUGAUUUUUGUAUGAACCUGACUGACAAAAAUGCUAAACAAAAAUAACAUCUGCAACAAGAAAUAAAAUCAAAGAUGUUUUUCAUUUGCAUGUCUUGCAUUAAAAAAAGCACCACAGCACCUGACUGUUAGCCCUGUGCCAGAUUUAAUUAAGUGUAGAAUUUUCUAAGACAAUUGUACAUAAUAUGAUUAUUAUUUUUUUGUUUGUUUUAUAGAAAUGUUUUAUGUGGUGAAGCCAAUUUCCAAUUUACCUUUAUAUCUAUGAAAGAAUCAACCUUUGUGUUCUGUUUAUCGAGUAAGCUGUACAGCAAUCAUUAUCAUAAUAAAAUAUAUAUUAAAUUAAA
This is a messenger RNA of Oreochromis niloticus (Nile tilapia), 1233 nucleotides long. RefSeq names its product complement C1q-like protein 2. The transcript is spliced from 7 exons. Bases 67 to 828 code for a protein of 253 amino acids. NCBI's taxonomy places the organism in Eukaryota, Metazoa, Chordata, Actinopteri, Cichliformes, Cichlidae. Gene Ontology annotation, molecular function: protein binding. The record is from RefSeq and is a predicted model, not a curated record.